This is a messenger RNA of Alternaria triticimaculans, 333 nucleotides long. RefSeq lists its product as uncharacterized. The record is from RefSeq and is a predicted model, not a curated record. The transcript has 2 exons. Lineage: Eukaryota; Fungi; Ascomycota; Dothideomycetes; Pleosporales; Pleosporaceae. Bases 1 to 333 code for a protein of 110 amino acids.
AUGGCAGCGCUGAGCUUUCAGCCCUUUGUCCUCCGUUUGUUCAACGCGCCACUAGGUGUUGACUUCCUGCGCAACUUGAGUGCUAAGAUCUCGCCUUUCUUCGACUGCGAGCGCGAUCGAUUGUUUGCGUAUAUCAGUGAUAGUAAGAGGAGACACUUACGGCAAGAGAUGAUAGAAAAGACGCUGGAGGCCAAGAGGCGUGAGAAGCAGAAACAACGCGCCGAAGAAAAGAUGAAGCAGAUGCAAGCUAAGCCGUCCUGCAGAGAGAAAGAGCGCGAAUCGAAGACGAAAGUGAAAGCAAAGGCCACGCAAAGAAACAAUGGUAUGUUCUAA